UGGUCCACGGCACUCAGCUUCCGUUUUGAACGCAAACUGAACUACUGGUGAUGAUUGUAACAGCAGCGGUUUGUUUUGCUUUUCAUUCCUUAGUUUUUAGAUGAGUGCAGUUUUGAUUUUGGUCUUUGAAGUUGUAUUUGAAGUUAAUUUACGCAGUAAACACAAGCAAUGGCAAACCACUAUUAGACCUAUACGAUCACGAUGAAUAAAUAUUUGUUGCUAGGUAGGUGCACUUGGUGAAUUUUGCAGAUUUAAUCAAGUAUGGCAAGACAGGGAGUAUCAAGACCAAAGGUGAUCUCAACAGGCAGACUGACAGCCUCUGGACGUGGACAGAUACACAAGAAAAGGGUUGCUGGGAGAUGUGUUCCUCCUCUAGAACCAGCAUAUUCUCUUUAUUCUACAGACUCUGAAGAUCAGGUGACGACGAUACACAAGGGACUCGACCGAUGUGCUGCUUUACUCAAUGGGAUACUUCAAGCUGAACAAGCAGAAUCAAAGCCCAAACCACAGGGAACAAAAACCUGCACCUUCAAAUCCAAACCCAAAAAUGUAUCAAGAAAAAUGGAAACUGACAAGAAAAGGCAUGGGAAGAAGACAAACACAGCUAUACAUGCAAACAAAAGGCCAGCUCCAGUGCAGAAGACGAUUCCAUCUGCCAGUUGUCACCUGAGUUCAGCUGGGCAUCGUGAUCAGAACCCUGGGAUCAGACGGGCACAAGUGACACAGGAUCAUCCUUCAGGACUGACCCCUGUAACGCAAGCAGAACAUGAACGGCAAAACUCACUUCCACUGGCUUACUCUCAGCCUGCUGCUAGCUGUCAGGUUUACAAAUCCACUGUAUUUAACUGUCGGCUGACUACAUCCACACCUGCACUGAGCCCUCAGAGACCUGGAUCAGCUCACAGUGAACCUGUGGGAUCUGUAGAGCCAAGUGCCCCUUUGGCAUCAUCCACUGGGUCCUCAACCUGUCCCUCAUCUGCAGUGCUAACAACACAGGUGCCCAACCAGCCCCAGGUCAGCCAGCCUCAAUCUGAUCCAAAUGGACCAGUACUAGUUAUUUGCAAUGACCAGGAGCAGGAGAUCUGUUCUAAAGAAAGUGGUACUAAUGCAGAGGAUGACAUAAAAGAUGGGAUGGACACUACACCUGUCAGAGACAUCAGCUGUGAGAAAUUAACUGUUCUAAAUCACAAUGCCAAACCCACCAGUCCAGAGAAAACCACACAGAAAGUGAUGACUGUUAAAUAUCUGCUGGGAGAGCUGAAGACUUUAGUUGCUAAUCAGGACAAUGAUGCUGUGCGGCUGAUCUCUGAGGUGGAGCAGAGCGUCUCACUGCUUCCUGUCAUGGUGGGCAGCACUAACAUCCAGGCUGAGAUCGCACUCGCCCUACAGCCCCUCAGGAGUGAGAAUGUACAGCUGCGAAGGCGUGUGCGAAUACUCAAUCAGCAGUUAUUACAGAGAGAGAGAGCAGAACGGCGGAACAGGCCGGAGGCCUGCGACAUGGAGGUAGUUACGUUACAGUCUCUAAACCUCAAUCUACAAACUCAGUUAAAUGAGAGCCGUAGAGAGCUCGAUGAUCUGCAACAGGAGAACAUGAGACUACAGAAAGCCAUGGAGGACAAAGACAGUGACAUGAAGCUGCACAAAGACUUGUGUGAGUUAGAGAACAGCCGGCUAAGACUAGAGAUGAGUGAGGCAUUAGCUGAAAUGCAGAGUUGCCAGAAUAAACUUGGAAAGUAUGAGAUUGAGAAGAUGGAACUGACUUUGAGCCUUCAGCAGAGGGAGACAGAGAUCAGCAGACUGCAGGAAGUCAUCAGAAAUCUGCAGAUAAGUCAAACAAAAGACACCAGCAAAUAUUCUCAUCAGUUGGACUUGUGUCAACCAAACUCUCAGCUUACCAAGAGUGUUCUGGAAUUGCAUGAAAAUGCACAGAGGGAGUCCGCUGUCUCAGAUAAACUUUCAAACUCUGUGAAGACCUACCUUCAGACCCUGGAGGGCAUCGAACAGGCCUCUCCUCCCCACCGAGUUUACUGUAGGUCCCAGACAUUACAACCAACCUCUCCUGGUCAGACUGAUGGUGGAAAAGAGAACUUUAUGCCAGUCUGCUCUCCAUAUAUACGCAAACCAACCCUGGAAACCAUAGCUGAGAAUGUGUCUCAGUUAGAAGAGCAGAAACGAACAACGUUUGCCCCUUUAAGAGAGACUCCAGUGGCGCAGCUUGCCUCAGGAGUUGCUCACAGUAAUCCACUCACUCAGUGUAAUGAGCUGAUAACAUCCAAGAAUCAAAGGGAAGAUGUGGAUGCUCAUGUAGGCCUGAAAUAUAUGGGCCAUGCUUUUGAAAAGCUGGACAUCUCAGAUGGGCUUCACGUUCAGGAUGUGAAGAAUGAUGGCCGAGAUUACGUUUCAGAUCAUCAUGGCAUGGCCUUACAUUUAAAUCAGAAAAAUAAGGACCUAAACAAUCAGCUAGUGCAAUCCCAACAUGCCCGUCGAUGCCUAAGGAUGGGUGUUCAGUCAGCAUCCACUGGACACCCUUCAGUGACGGAGAACACCUUUUCCUCGUGUGAUAUUAAAUCUUUAGCCUCUGAUUGGAGCAUAAACUCCUGGUCCACAUUUAACACACAGGAUGAGCAGAAUUUCAGGGACGGGCUUGCAGCACUAGAUGCCAGCAUAGAAAGUCUGCAGAAGACCCUGAGAGUUGAUCUAAAGAAAUAAGUCAGUAUGACAAUGUUUGUAUUGUGUUUUUAAUUUGAUUAUAUGUAAUCAGUGGAUGUUUUUAAAUGUCUCUUUAUUUUUUUUAUUAAAUUAUUAUGUGAAAUAUCAAAGAAUAUCACAUUUC
This is a messenger RNA of Sinocyclocheilus anshuiensis, 2833 nucleotides long. RefSeq names its product coiled-coil domain-containing protein 14-like. Gene Ontology annotation, cellular component: centriolar satellite. The transcript is spliced from 13 exons. The record is from RefSeq and is a predicted model, not a curated record. Gene Ontology annotation, biological process: protein localization to centrosome. Bases 262 to 2709 code for a protein of 815 amino acids. Lineage: Eukaryota; Metazoa; Chordata; Actinopteri; Cypriniformes; Cyprinidae.